CACAUUUUAGUGCUUCAGCCACCAGCGUCUAUACGGCUCAGAACAGGCACUGGAUUCUCCUCCUUGCUGUUGUACAUUAGACAAGAACCAACUAGUCUCCCUCACUAACUCUGAGUCUAACAGGCAGAAAGAAUGAAGUUGACCAUCAUAACUUUUUGCCUGAUUGGAGCAGUUUUUGCCAAUCCGAUCUUUCACAGUGCUGUUUCAGAAUCAAGUGAACAGAACUCGAACUCUACAGAAAGUAUCUCUGUUUCACAAUCGGUGGAAAACGACACCUCAGAGCUUCAGAGCUCUGAGGAAGUCACCUCAAGUCAAAGCUCAGAGUCUGAAUCAAAUGAAACCUCAUCAGAAGACAAGACUUCAGAGGGGAGUGACAGCCAAUCAGAUGAGAAUGACAAGCUGGACUCUCAGGAUGAGACAAGAGACGACAGCAUGGGCAGUGAGGAGAACGUUCGAAAGAGCUGGGUGCGAGUCUUCGCAAGUGUGGUCAAAGUCCUGCGCAGAGUGGACAACAGCACAGAGGUCACGGGUCAAUCGGAAAGCCUGAGCAAUGAGCUGAGCGAGCCCACACACACCUCCGGCAGCAGGGGAAACCCCUCGGACAGCAGCGACAGCAGCGAUGAAACUGCUGCUCCAGCUGUGGUGGACAGCAGCGAGAGCACCAGCAGUGAAAGUAAUGAGAGCAAAGACUCCAGCAACGCCAGCGAAAGCAGGGAUGCCAGCAACAGCACAGAGGAGAGUAAAGCCAGCGACAGUGCUGAGCUGGAGCGAGACAACGGCUGUGUGAACGGCACGCAGAGCUGUGAAAGUGAAGAGUAUUUCUUCCAGAGUGUUGGAGACGAUGCUCAUUUCUCUGUGGACAAUCUGAUGAUGCCAGUAGAGGAUGAAAGGGAGUUCAUUCUGAGAUGAUCGUCUGCGCUUGGCCAGCAUUGAUGUCCUCUAUAAGCCACAGCACUAUUGUUCGUACAUUUUUUUUUUUUUUUUUUUUGCAGUUCUCAGCUAAUAUAUUUUUGAAAGUGAAAUCUAUUGUGAAGAU
Salarias fasciatus (jewelled blenny) is the source of this 1036-nucleotide messenger RNA. Its product is annotated as dentin sialophosphoprotein-like. The transcript has 9 exons. Bases 133 to 909 code for a protein of 258 amino acids. Lineage: Eukaryota; Metazoa; Chordata; Actinopteri; Blenniiformes; Blenniidae. The record is from RefSeq and is a predicted model, not a curated record.